CUUCGGUCUCUAUAGCAACCGGGACACGUGGUCCCCAUCCCAGCAGGCAGCGGGCGGGGCCUGUCAAGAUGGCGCUGCACAGGGGAGCACAUCCUGGAACAGAAGACUGUGAUGAUUUACCCGAGUUAUCGGACAGUGGAGAUGAUGCUGCGUGGGGGGAUGACGCAGCCUGGGAGGAUGAGGAUGGCGAGUCUAAAAUUGAGGUUCAGUGCUUGUUCUGUGAUAGGGUGGAUCAUUCUGCACAAGAGACUUUUUCACAUUGUAAAUCGCAUCAUCACUUUAAUAUUAGUGCAUUUGUAAGGAAAUACGGUCUUGAUGACUACGGAUACAUUAAGCUGAUUAACUAUAUUCGAUCCACUAAAUGCAGUGCAGAGUCUCUGAGCAAUGUCAAGGGCCCCGUCCCCUGGUUAAACGAAGAAUUCUUUAUGCCUGUUAUAAAGGACGACGCGCUCCUUCAAUUUGAUUUAGAUGAUCUGGAGGACAGCAUGGAUGUACCUGUGAGUGAUGAGUCCGUAAGGGAUUGCUCGGCCUGUGAUCGCUGUCAGAAUGCUGAGAAGCGUGCGCAGGCAGCGGAGGCUAAUUUAGCGCUGGCUUUAGAAGACCUUGGUAAAAUGAGACAACUUGCACAGGAUUUUGUGAUGAACGCAGAUGUCAGGCGUUGUUCGUCUUCCAGUGGGGCUGUAGCAGACCUGGAUGAGGAUGAAGAUGGCGCUUACUUUAGCUCCUAUGGGCACUUUGGAAUACACGAGGAGAUGCUGAAGGAUACCGUUCGGACAGAAACAUAUCGGAAUUUUAUGUAUCAAAACCAGCAUCUUUUCAAGGACAAGGUGGUACUGGAUGUUGGCUGUGGCACUGCCAUCUUAUCAAUGUUUGCAGCAAGAGCCGGAGCAAAGAAAGUAAUCGGUGUCGAUCAAUCGGAUAUUAUUUAUCAGGCGAUGGACAUAAUAAGAUUGAAUAAAUUGGAAGAUACAAUAUCUUUAGUGAAAGGAAGAAUUGAGGAGGUUGAACUGCCAGUGGAGAAAGUGGAUAUAAUUAUAUCCGAGUGGAUGGGAUACUUCCUGCUGUUUGAGUCAAUGCUGGAUUCCGUUAUCUAUGCCAAGGAGAAAUACCUGGUAGAUGGAGGCUCAGUAUAUCCAGACAAGUACCACAUCCAGCUGGUGGCGCUGUGCGACGAGGUUAAACACUCAGGGAAGAUUGCAUUCUGGGAGAACGUAUAUGACUUUGAUAUGUCUUGUAUGAAGAAAUGUGUCCUUCCUGAAGCUGUAGUGGAAAUUGUAAAACCAGACACAGUGAUUUCUGAACCAUGCAGCAUAUUGAACAUAAACUGCCAGAAGAUCGCCAUUAAGGAUUUAGAUUUUACCUCUGAAAUCUUACUGCCAAUAACAAGAGACGCCUCCUGCACGGCUCUUUGCGGUUACUUUGACGUAUUGUUUGAGGAAAACUGCCAUACGCCAGUUUCGUUCUCCACCAGCCCCUCGAGCUCCAAGACGCAUUGGAAACAAACAGUCUUCAUCCUCGAAAAGCCCAUUUCUGUUAAAGCAGGCGAAGUCUUGGACGGCAAGAUAACGGUCCGUAAAAAUAGAAAAGACCCUCGUUCUCUCAUCAUAACUCUUUCAUUAAACAAUGUGACACAGACAUAUUCUCUUCAGUAGAAGCCAUUCAGCUGUCUCCAAUGUUCUUCUAGUAACCGGAUUCUGAAAUAUUUUUUACUUUGAAUAAACUUGUUUAUUGACAAAAGAUGUGUCGAUCAUUUAAAGACAUGCCGUUAUGUUA
Pelobates fuscus (common spadefoot toad) is the source of this 1773-nucleotide messenger RNA. It is a transcript of the gene PRMT3, whose product is annotated as protein arginine methyltransferase 3. Gene Ontology annotation, molecular function: protein-arginine N-methyltransferase activity. The record is from RefSeq and is a predicted model, not a curated record. Bases 69 to 1652 code for a protein of 527 amino acids. Gene Ontology annotation, biological process: peptidyl-arginine methylation. Gene Ontology annotation, cellular component: nucleus. The transcript has 16 exons. Lineage: Eukaryota; Metazoa; Chordata; Amphibia; Anura; Pelobatidae.